Messenger RNA from Morchella importuna, 3204 nucleotides. RefSeq lists its product as uncharacterized. Lineage: Eukaryota; Fungi; Ascomycota; Pezizomycetes; Pezizales; Morchellaceae. The transcript is spliced from 9 exons. Gene Ontology annotation, molecular function: single-stranded DNA helicase activity; structural constituent of ribosome; ATP binding. Gene Ontology annotation, cellular component: ribosome; nucleus; MCM complex. Bases 1 to 3204 code for a protein of 1067 amino acids. The record is from RefSeq and is a predicted model, not a curated record. Gene Ontology annotation, biological process: translation; DNA replication; mitotic DNA replication initiation.
AUGUCAACUCCCGGUCUUCCAAUGUCAUCUCCUCCUCCGGAAAACCCCCGGAAGCGCCAUUUGGACGAUAGUGAAGAUGAGGACAUGGACAACGGUGUCCCUUCAAGUCCUCCCGCUUCUACGCCUGGUUGGGUCCGCUCUUCACCACCAUUGAUAGACGAUGAAAUCGACGAGACUGGCGGUAUUCAGGAUUUGGAGGAUAUAGAAGAGGAACUUGAUGGAGAGGAUAUCAUGGUGAAUAUGGAAAAGGAUUACACUCAGAAUCUCGUUCUUGACCAGUAUGAACCCGAUAAUAUCGACGACGAAGAAUACGAGGAGAUGGACAUUGGCACCCGUCGCGCUCUUAGUCGGAAAAUGGACAUUCGGGAUAUUAUUAGUCGCCGCAAACCAGCAAUUUUCAUGAGCGAUGACGAUGAAGACGACCAACAAGACUUAUUCCAACAACAGCAACGUACGAGACGAGGAACCCAUGUCUAUGACGAAGACAGGGAUGACGACGAUAUGGACAAUUUAAUGGGCGAGGCGCUAUCCCUAGAGCAACUUGGAGACAUCAAAGCUGCCAGUAUCGCUGAUUGGCUUUCUGUUCCAAACGUAUACCGUAGCGUUGCCAUCCAUUUUAAAAACUUUCUCCUCGAGUAUACCGACGGAAAUCUUGCUUCUGUGUACAGUGCUCGUUUCCGAACGCUCGGAGAAGUGAACGCCGAAUCUCUCGAAAUUUCAUUUCAGCAUUUGGCCGAGCACAGAGCAACUCUCGCCCUCUUUCUUGCAAAUGCUCCGACAGAGACAUUGAAGAUUUUUGAUCAGGUUGCCAUGGAAACAACCCUUCUUCACUAUCAAGAUUAUCAGCGUAUUCAUUCCGAGAUUCAUGUUCGUAUUGCUGAUGUCCCAACAUCAUAUACACUCCGUGAACUACGGCAAUCUCAUCUCAAUGCUCUUGUCCGCGUCCGCGGUGUAGUGACCAGAAGGACUGGUGUGUUCCCGCAGUUGAAGUAUGUCAAGUUCGACUGCAGUAAGUGUGGUACAACUCUUGGGCCUUUUCCACAGGACUCAAAUGUUGAAGUCAAGAUCUCGUACUGCCAGAACUGUCAAUCGCGCGGACCGUUCACUUUAAACUCUGAAAAGACUGUUUAUAGGAAUUAUCAGAAGAUGACUUUACAAGAAUCACCCGGUACAGUCCCUGCAGGAAGACUUCCUCGACACAGAGAAGUCAUCUUACUAUGGGACCUGAUUGAUUCUGCCAAGCCCGGUGAAGAGGUGGAGGUCACAGGUAUCUACAGGAAUAAUUACGAUGUUCAACUCAACCAAAAGAAUGGUUUCCCCGUCUUUGCUACUGUUCUCGAGGCAAAUAACGUUGUUAAGUCUCACGAUGAACUCGCUGGGUUCAGAUUAACAGAAGAAGAUGAAAAGGCGAUCCGAACACUUGCACGCGACGAAAAUGUCGUAAAUAAAAUCAUUGACUCAAUGGCGCCAAGCAUCUAUGGGCACCGCGAUAUCAAAACCGCUGUUGCAUGUUCGCUUUUUGGUGGUGUUGGGAAAGAUGUUCAUGGGAAGCAUACGAUCCGUGGUGAUAUCAAUGUAUUACUGCUUGGAGAUCCGGGUACAGCGAAGUCACAAGUGUUAAAAUAUGUCGAAAAGACGGCGCAUCGUGCUGUAUUUGCUACAGGUCAAGGUGCCAGUGCGGUGGGUUUAACAGCAAGUGUAAGGAAAGAUCCGAUAACUCAAGAAUGGACGCUUGAGGGAGGAGCGUUAGUGUUGGCCGAUAAAGGAACUUGCCUGAUCGAUGAGUUUGAUAAGAUGAAUGAUAAAGACAGAACAUCGAUUCACGAAGCAAUGGAACAACAAUCCAUUUCAAUUUCCAAGGCUGGUAUUGUGACUACUCUUCAAGCUCGCUGCGCGAUCAUUGCAGCUGCCAAUCCCAUUGGUGGUCGUUACAAUUCCACUAUUCCAUUCGCCCAAAAUGUCGAGCUUACAGAACCCAUUCUCUCACGUUUUGACGUACUCUGCGUCGUCCGUGACACCGUUGAUCCUGAAAUUGAUGAACGUCUUGCUACAUUCGUCGUGGCCUCCCACGGUCGAUCUCAUCCCGUCGGUAACUCUGGCGGUGGGGACCAGCCAACAGGCUCAAACAAUGGCAACUCAUCCGGACUCAUCUCCCCUAUACCCCAAGAACUCCUCAGGAAGUACAUCAUGUACGCACGCGAGCAUUGUCGUCCGCAGCUCCAUCAAAUGGACCAAGAUAAAGUAGCACGUCUCUUUGUCGAGAUGCGCAGAGAGUCACUUGCAACUGGAAGUUUCCCGAUCACAGUCCGUCAUUUGGAAAGCAUAAUACGUUUAUCAGAGUCUUUCGCCAAGAUGAGAUUGAGUGAGUAUGUCUCCAUGAAAGAUAUCGACCUUGCUAUCGCGGUCACGGUGGAUAGUUUUAUUGGUGCACAGAAACCACAGUUCAGGGCCCAACCCUACUUCCCACAGUCACCCAGCACCACACAACCUAACAAUCGAUUUCGGCUCGCUCCCCGCCAAACGUCAACCCUAUCGGAUACACCAAGUUUUUUCCACCCCAACGAACGACGACAACAACCAACCGACAACGGUCCAUCAACUUCCGGAAAAUCAGUCAAGAUGGUCAACCUACGUACCCAGAAGCGUCUCGCAGCAUCCGUCAUGGACUGCGGUGAGCGAAAAGUCUGGCUCGACCCUAGCGAGGUCAGCGAGAUCAGCAACGCCAACUCUCGCCAGACUAUCCGUAAGCUCGUCCGUGACGGUCUUAUCAUCAAGAAGCCCGCCACCAUGCACUCCCGCUCCCGCACCAGGAUCCUCGCGGAUGCCAAGCGUGCUGGUCGCCACACUGGUUUCGGUAAGAGGAAGGGUACCAAGGAUGCCCGUAUGCCAUCCCAGGUCCUCUGGAUGCGCCGUCUCCGUGUCCUCCGCCGUCUCCUCGUCAAGUACCGUGCCCAGGGAAAGAUCGACAAGCACCUCUACCACGAGCUCUACCACCUCUCCAAGGGUAACACCUUCAAGCACAGACGUGCUUUGAUUGAGCACAUUCACAAGGCUAAGGCCGAGAAGGCCCGUGAGCGUAUCCUCAAGGAGGAGAUGGAUGCUAAGCGUGCGAAGACCAAGGCCGCCAGGGAGAGGAGGCAGCAGAGAAUCCAGGAGAAGAGGAAUGCCCUCGUUGGCGAAGAGACUGCCGCAGAGGAGAAAUAA